Messenger RNA from Anguilla rostrata (American eel), 2407 nucleotides. RefSeq names its product tRNA-yW synthesizing protein 3 homolog (S. cerevisiae) (gene tyw3). The coding region runs from base 425 to 1186 and encodes 253 amino acids. Lineage: Eukaryota; Metazoa; Chordata; Actinopteri; Anguilliformes; Anguillidae. The record is from RefSeq and is a predicted model, not a curated record. The transcript has 6 exons.
AUGCACUUCAAGUCUAAUGAAUACCUGUAGCAGAUUAAAUACAUUGGACGCCGUUUUCCCUCUUACCAUUACUGCGAACGCGAACUUACUUUCGUUUCAAUAUGAUGCACAUGUAAACCUAUUAAAUUUUCCUUUUGUUUUGGAACAGGACCCCUUCUUUUUAUCGCGUGUGGCCCCUGGGAGGCGUUAGCAACCGAUAAAUGCCGGGAUUCCUUUCGGGGUUUGAACCAGUUAGGCCACCAUACAAACAAACUAGUGUAACAGUGACGUAAACCAACCCGUGUGUUUGCAGUGCUGAACUGCUAAGUAGCCGGCUAGCAAACGUUAUUCCUUCUACAUUCAUGCCAGCCACCUUACUGUUUAGACAACGUGAAUUCUCUGUAGUAGAAAAGAGUUUCUGAUCUUAUUUGCAUGUUUAAGUAGUAUGGAGGUUGAAAAUACAUUCAGACAAUGGAAGAAACAGUGUUUGAACAAGAUGGACUUCAGCAAGAAAGGAAGUGUUGAUGAAGACAUUGAAAACAUUGUUAGUAUGUUAAACGAUUCUGAGAAGUAUUUUACAACGAGCUCCUGCUCCGGACGAAUAAUAGUUAUAGACGGGGUUUCGGACUCUCUGGAUGUGCAAAAACAGGACUGUUCCUGGCUUUUUGUCACUCACCAGAAAUGCCAGAAGAUGGAUUUGGUCUCGGCUUUGGAGAGGUCGUCAGGAGAUGUCAUCUUUAAGUUUGAACCCUUUGUUCUUCACGUGCAGUGCCGACAGCUGGAAGAUGCCCAACUUCUGCAUUCUGUGGCAAUAAAUUCCGGCUUCAGAAACUCUGGAAUAACCGUUGGCAAGAAGGGUAAAAUAAUAAUGGCUGUGCGCAGUACCCACUGCCUUGAAGUUCCACUCAGCCAUAAAGGACAGGUCCUGGUGAGCACGGACUACAUGGAGUUCUUGGUGGAGGUAGCCAAUCAAAAAAUGGUAGAAAACCUCAGAAGAAUAGAAAGAUUCUUUGAAUGCUUGCAGUCUGCAGUGCGUCAUGAUGACCCUCAUUGCAAGAGCACAGACGUUAAGGAGGAGAAAUCGGUGUACAAGAGACGACGGAAAAGGACACAGGAUGGUGGAGGGCAGGCCUGUCAGAGUAACAAAGACUCCGCCCUCAGUGAAGAGGAUAGUGGGCUUGGUAAUGGAAUGGACCUGUUCACAUAGGCACUCUCCAAUUUGGCCUUCCACCGUAGACAGUGAAGCAUUACAGCCUGAAAUCUGUGUGGGAGAAAACCUGUGGAUUGUUUUUUAUAUGUCGGUAUUCAUGUGUUGCCUGAAACCCUACAAAAGGAAUUUGUUUUAUUUGGGUUCACUUCACAGUUCAAAAAGAGACCUCAAUGCAUUCAGUGGGAAUGUUUUUAAAAGAUACUAAACACAGAAUACGUAAAGAAAAAAGUUUUUUUUUUUUUUUUUUAAACUAUAAAGCUUCUUGCAUCAUCCUGCCAUGAUGUCAUUUAUUUAACUUGACAAUGGAAGCUUUUCUGCAAGUACAUUUGAACAUUUUUUUUAGUCUAGUUCAGUGCCAAAGGGGGAGAGAGUGUCGCAUCACAUCACAGUGAUGUCACUCAAAACUCCUCAGGAGGCAUGGAGCUUGCAUGCGUUUCAUAGCUGGGGAAAGCUGUGUUUAUUUUUUUUAAGUGCCUUCAUUCCACACUUUCCUCCAGGAAAUAUAGAAUUACCGUUCUGAAAUGCACUCUGAGGGUUGGACUUAGAAGAAUUCAGGUGGUUAAUAUGGAAGCUUUCAGAAGACCGCAGAUGGGAAAAUAUGGGUUUCUGCCACAUCAAAUAAGAGCGUGAAAAUUGCACUGUUAAUGUCAUCAAAACGGGUGGAACACCCAGCAACCACUCCUGUCAACAGAGCAAAAGACCUUACUGCCAGUGUACACAUAUUAUACCUUGGUUUCUGGUACCAGUGCCAUCUUAUUCAACAAAGAGCUGCACUUUGCUGACACACAAGACAGUAUUACUCAACAAGGUACAGUCAUUUUCCACGGUUUAAUUGGAACCUUUAUACACGGACACAUGGUUACAAUAGUUUCGUCAAAAAAUUGGAACCCUCAGUGCAAAAUAAGAUGUUUUGCUUUGGCAAGUAAGUGUAAGCAAACAGAACCCACUUCCCUCUUGGAUCUUUUGAUUCAACCUCCUUUGAUUAUGAGCGCCAGUGUAAAAACAAAAAGCUGUUGUUUUUCAAGCGGAUAAAAAUCUGUUUCCGUUUAAGCCGUACGGUUCCCCUCAGCCUUGCUGUGUGUGAAGCUGAUGGGCCGUUUGCCUGUGAAGAGAGAUACUCCGUCUUUCAUUACCGCUCAGCGUAACGUCAAAACGCCGUGCAUUAUUCAUCUCUGACAAGUUGCUUGGUCUUCGGCAAUAAACUCGAUGUUAAAAUUG